Molecule: messenger RNA, 1099 nt
Organism: Monopterus albus (swamp eel)
Lineage: Eukaryota; Metazoa; Chordata; Actinopteri; Synbranchiformes; Synbranchidae
Gene: tmem187
Product: transmembrane protein 187
Exons: 1
Coding region: 230-1015 (261 amino acids)
Cellular component (GO): transport vesicle
Source: RefSeq, a predicted model, not a curated record
UUUCAGUGGGUACCAGGUCAUGCAGGAGCUGAGAGAAAUGAAACUGCCAAGAGACCCAUGUUAAUGUUUGGCUGAUAGAAGUGAAGUUUGUUUCGUUUUUUUCAGCGGGGGGCAGCAUUAAGUGUGCAGGCUGCUGGAAUCUAUUGGAAGAAGAAGAAGGCGCAGGGGCAGUUCUCAGGGAAGUCUGCAAGUUUUUUUCUGAAAGACAGGUUUCGUGACAUUAGCGGACAUGAAGUCGGCUUUGUUUCACGUAUCGCUGCCUUUCGUGAUCUGUGUCGCCUUGGCCAACACCAGCCUGUUUAAUGAAGUUGAGGUGAGCUUAUCUUAUGAGCAUUAUGCAGAGAAACGGGUUGAACACCUGCCAGGUUUCCUGGCGAUGCCCUGUAACUGUCUGGUGAAUCUCGCUUACAUCUUCAUGGGACUGUACUGGCUGUGGCGAAGAGGCGACAAAGAAACUGAACCGAGCUGCUACAUGAGACAAGUGUUCGCCUUCAUGGCGGUGUUUUACGGACCUGUGCAGUGGACGCGCUUGGCGGUGCUGCGGCGCGUUCCUGCAGUGCUUGAUCAGUGGUUCACGUUACCGAUUUUCGCAUGGGUUCUGGUGUGGAUCCGUUUCAUUGAAAGGGGGCAGAUUAAGUGGCACGCCACGGAUGCGGUGGUACUCGAGCUGUAUUCUCUCCUCAGCUAUGGCCUGGCGCUGGUGGACGAGCGGGGCUUCGAGGUGGCGCUGGGCUGUCAUGUCGCCCUCGCGGUGUACCAGGGAGUUCGCGUGCAGCUCGCGCACGGAGACGCUCGUACGUUGGGAUACCUGCUGCUGGCUCUACUGUCAUGUUCGGGUUUCGUGGUGCUAAAGCUCCUGGAUCAGUGGCUCGCUCGGUACCGGUUGUUCCAGCGUCUCACUGGGCACUUCUGGUCCAAAGUGUGCGAUGUUCUGCAGUUCCACUUCAGCUUCUGUUUCCUGACAACACUAACACAGAGGACCCAGGAAAAGACUACAGCACUGAAAAGGCAGUGAAAGGCAUUUUAUACUGUGUUAGGGUGAUUUUUAUUUUAUGCACUUAAGAAUGGUUUUAUUUUAUAGCACACAUACUUGUAUGUC